Molecule: messenger RNA, 604 nt
Organism: Geodia barretti
Lineage: Eukaryota; Metazoa; Porifera; Demospongiae; Tetractinellida; Geodiidae
Source: the annotation of a GenBank genome assembly
CUACUUUGUGUGUGUAUUAUUUUACAGGUUGAACUAAUCAGACGUGACUAUGUAGCUAACAAUGGUUGGGAAACAUUCUUGUCUUACGAGGACCCUGAGCAAGAUAUCUUGGUUGGACUGUUGCGUCUAAGAAAAUGCUCUUCUGAUACAUUUAAACUGGAACUGAAAGGUGGUGUGUCAGUCGUCAGAGAGCUACAUGUCUAUGGUAGUGUGGUGCCUGUAAAUGCCAGAGAUCCUUCGAAGUUCCAACACCAGGGGUUUGGAAUGAUGCUGAUGGAAGAGGCAGAAAGAAUAGCUCUUGAAGAACAUGCAUCACACAAGAUAUCUGUCAUAUCAGGAGUGGGGACAAGAAACUAUUAUCGUAAGUUAGGAUAUGAACUAGAUGGACCAUACAUGUCUAAAACCUUUCAUAUUUUAUCUGCCACUUGCUAAUUUGUGUGUAUUCUCCGAAAUGAAGAUAAUUAAUAACGCCAACAUCAUUCUCUCUACCAGUUUUCAGAUAUUUCACAACAAACUAUGAGGUGAUAAGUUGGGGGAUACAAAAAGCACAUGCACAUUGGCAUGAUAUAUUAUUAGUCAGUUCAUGUAAAAACAAAAUCAAAUG